Dovyalis caffra is the source of this 1221-nucleotide messenger RNA. Lineage: Eukaryota; Viridiplantae; Streptophyta; Magnoliopsida; Malpighiales; Salicaceae. The record is from the annotation of a GenBank genome assembly.
AUGGCAUCAGAUAGCAUCACAAGCAAGCCAUCAAUAACCGCCGAUCAUCACCACGCAAAAGAUGAUCUCGAAAAGUCUUUAGUUUUUGAUGCACAAGUUCUUAGACGCCAAUCAAACAUACCCCAACAGUUCGUUUGGCCUGACCAUGAAAAGCCUGGUGUUGAUGCACCUGAACUCAAAGUUCCAGUCAUAGACUUGGGUGAUUUCCUCUCCGGUAACCCUGCUGCUGCAAUGGAAGCUUCAAGAGUUGUUGGUGAAGCAUGUAAAAAACAUGGUUUCUUUCUUGUUGCUAAUCAUGGAGUCGAUCAAAGACUCAUUGCUCAUGCCCAUAGCUACAUGGACGACUUCUUUCAAUUGCCCCUUCCUGAGAAACAGAAGGCUCAAAGAAAAAUUGGCGAGUCUUGUGGAUAUGCUAGUAGCUUUACUGGCAGGUUUUCCUCUAAACUUCCAUGGAAAGAAACAUUUUCUUUUUCCUAUACGGCUGAGAAGAAUUCAUCAAAAAAUAUAGAGGAAUAUUGUCAUGAAAGAAUGGGGGAAGAUUUUGCCGAAUUUGGGAAAGUGUAUCAGAACUAUUGUGAGGCCAUGAGCAAUUUGGCACUUGGGAUCAUGGAGCUAAUAGGAAUGAGCCUUGGUGUGAGCAGAGCACAUUUCAGGGAGUAUUUUAAAGAUAAUGAUUCAAUAACGAGGCUUAACUACUACCCUCCAUGCCAAAAACCUGAGCUUACUUUAGGAACUGGUCCUCAUAGUGAUCCAACUUCUUUAACCAUCCUUCAUCAAGACCAAGUAGGUGGUCUUCAAGUGUUAGUAGACAAUGAAUGGCGUUCGAUUAGCUCCAAUUUCGACACUUUCGUCAUUAACAUUGGUGACACCUUCAUGGCCCUAUCAAACGGUAUAUUCAAGAGUUGCUUGCACCGAGCAGUGGUGAACAGCCAGACACCUAGAAAAUCUCUUGCUUUCUUUUUGUGUCCAAAGAAUGACAAGAUGGUAACUCCACCAAAUGAAUUAGUGGACACAUGCAAUCCAAGAAAAUAUCCAGAUUUCACAUGGCCUAUGUUGUUUGAAUUCACACAAAAGCAUUACAGAUCUGACAUGAACACACUUGAGAUGUUCUCGAAUUGGCUUCAAGAGAACAUUUCUUGCCAGAGAACUUGUGGAUUGAAUCCAGGAACCAGGGUUGGGCAGGACGAAUGCUAUGGCCGAGCCAAAAUGGUUUAUACAUAG